UCACUCCUCAGUGUACGUGCGACCGCUCGCUACUGAGGACGGUUGUUUUAUCUCGCGCACUCACUUAUUACGCAGUAGCGAAUAUCGCCGACCGCGUGGACUCCUACAAUCGUAACUCAGGGUUACUUUUGCAUACUUUAGAGGACAGUAGCGCGUCCACCAGUCAUUACUGUUAUCAGUGUGGAAAAGUUUCCGUUAGUGUUUGCUUUAAACUUUUAAAAAACGUUUAAGUGCAGUGCUACUCCGGAACACAAUUCGACCACAUUUAUAGUAAACUGGUAACGUGAUCGCUAGCCACGUUACAAGGUUAUCGCGCUUCUAGCUGGCCUGUGAUGAAUUGGAAAAUCGGCGCGUAGUCGCUCACGUGGUGUGCGUCCCGCCCCCGCCGCGUUCCGAGCUUAUAUUUAGCGAAAAUCGCCUCUAGAGACCGGUCCGAUAUGCUCGACUGACGUGAUCUACACGCAGCUCUGUUUAUGAGUGUUAGUGAGACGCCACAUGUUAUUAGCUUCGUAUAACACCGAUAAGGAGUUAGAUAACCUCUUUGAAUUUCUCGGUUCGAGCUCGAACGACAUUCUGGAAAUAGAGAGAAUCGAAUAUGAAGGUGAAUGUGAUAGUGGGGUAAGAACCUGUGAAGGCACGCGCCAGUGAGCGCUUAGUGCGACACACCUACUAAAAAAUUCCACUGCUCAGUGAAAUUAGAAUUCAUAAAGAUGUCUUUGGGAGGGGGGAGUUAUCAUAGCCCGUGGUCUUCCCAGACAGCUCUCUCCGAGUUAGAGGGAGCUAUGGGAGAACUGGAGCCGUUAGGUGAACUAGCAGAGGUUGGAUUUGAACCCCAAACGAGGGCUCGAUCGAACACGUGGCCUUUGCCCAGACCAGAGAACUAUGUUGACCCAGUGGAAGACGGGGGUUCCAAAAAGAAUUCUAAUCAGAAUCUUACUGGCGCGCCACCGUUGCCAAUAGCAACGAAGAAAAACUCCUCUCGCCGGAACGCCUGGGGAAAUCUCUCCUACGCUGAUCUCAUUACGCAAGCCAUCACAUCAUCACAGGACAAGAGGCUGACUCUGUCACAAAUCUACGAGUGGAUGGUCCAAAAUGUGCCAUAUUUUAAGGAUAAGGGAGAUAGCAACUCGUCAGCUGGUUGGAAGAACUCAAUUAGACAUAAUCUAUCCCUUCACAACCGGUUCAUGAGAGUACAGAAUGAGGGUACCGGCAAGUCUUCCUGGUGGAUGAUCAACCCUGACGCCAAACCUGGAAAGUCAGUCAGAAGACGAGCGCUCUCAAUGGAGACGUCGAAAGCAGAGAAGAGAAGAGGACGGGUUAAAAAGAAGCCCGAAUCAUUAAGGAAUGGAAUGACAGCUGACACAACGCCAAGUCCCAGCAGUUCCAUCUCAGAGAGCCACGACAUAUUCCCCGAUUCACCAGUACCCAGUAGCACGAGUUUUCAGUUAUCACCAGACUUCCGCCAGCGGGCAUCGUCUAACGCGUCUUCGUGUGGACGCCUAUCUCCAAUCCCAUCACUAUUACACACGGAACCUGACUGGCAAACCGAUUACGGUUCUACGGAAUUUGGAUCAGCAGAUUUCGGAUCAGCGGAUUUUACAUCAAACACAGACUACCAAGAUUUUACACAAGACGAAUUGGCUGGAACACUCGCUGACUCCAUGAAGCUACAUGGAGACCCUUUCUUGAAUACGUAUGUCCCAACGACGUCAUCAUCGUCAUCGGGCGGUAGUUACCGGUUCGCGUACACGUGUCCACGUCACCCGCACGGCGGUUGCGCGUGCGCAUCUCUGUUUCCCGCGCACCCGGCACAUCCGCAUCAGCAUGCAUUAGACCACUUUGUGAGACCGCCACCACCUGCUGACCCAGCUGAUAUUAUGCAGACAGAAAAUAGUACACAAAUGGUGACGACGUCAGAUGCAGCCUUAAUGAACGGAGGCAUGAUGGUGCAGACUGGAGCGAUGGGGCCAACCACUGUGAUGGGUCAAAUCAUGGGAGCGUUAAAUACAGGACUCGCGGAGGACAUUAAUAUAGAGUCGUUGGAACACAGCUUCGACUGCAACGUUGAUGAGGUCAUCAAACAUGAACUCAGUAUGGACGGCAGUCUGGACUUUAACUUCCCUCAGCAGCACACAGUGAUGGCAGCGGAAGCCGAAAGCCAGUUCGCAGCACCCGCCCCCCCGGUCCCCACUACUCUUUCUGGUGGUGGUCAACGAACCCCAUACACUGUGGCGCCCUCAUGGGUCCAUUGAAUAAGACUUUAAUUGUUGCGUAGUUUGUUUUAAUUAUUAUAUGGACAAGUGUCAAUUGUUUUAGUGUUAGUAAUUUGGAGGGGGCGGGACGACAUUUUUAACUUCAAAAGGCAUAACCAAGACGUACAAAGAGGGAACGCAGAACGCUGAAGUUCGCCGCCGAUCGACCAACUUCAGACAUCAAUUCAAAUAUAAGACGUCAUUGAAAAGCCGUCAACGAAAGUUCCCCCAAAAACUAAAGUGAAAAUGUGAUUAGAAAUCAACGUGAACAUAGUUAAGUUUGACCUCGCGAUAAUUUAGUUACUCAGUAAUUGUUUAUUUAAUAUACAUUUUCAAUUGUUUAACGAUUAUUUUAAGGGCAUUUUGUUACUUUAAGUAAAGCCUUUUCGAUAGGAAUUAUCCAAAUUAUUUGUAUUGUAUUCAAUGUAUUGAAGACGUUUAAAAUCAAUUAAUGUAACGUCAAUGUGUAGUGGGUAGAAUCAAUAAUUGACAACGAAAUUAUAAUUGUCAAAAGUCAAAGGCUUAACUGCUAUUUUAUAAUAUCGCAAGGUUAUCUAGUUUUUUUUUUCAUAUUUUGACUGUCUAUAGAUUAUGCAAUAAUGUUACCUCAAGGCCAUAUAAACCAAAAACUUAACAAUUUUAAGUCCAUUUCAGUUCAUAAUUUUGGAAUAGACAAUUUUCACACAUUUUCGUACAACGAGAAGAGACUAUAUUCAAACGCACAUAUAUAUUUUCACUUUAAAGAGUUGUUAUAUUUAUAUAACGUUUGACAUUUGACAGAUACGAAUUGAAAAUAAGUGGGAACUAACAUCACAUUUUGACAGAGUCAGUUGGCCCUUACUCGAGUAUUAUCUACUCCUUGAUUUAUGCAAAUAUAAUCAUGCACAAAAAUAAACAUUUCAUUUGUAUAACAAAUGAUAUUCAUUUGUCACAAUCAUAUGCUGAAUUGAAGAAUUAAAUGUUAAUGCAGAUAUCCUUACAUACCUAUCUGUUUUUGUAAUAGUUCAAUAAUUUGUCAGAUAAGAGAUGUCUAUUCCAAAGUUACGCAUAUGUUUAAAAACCUUCAUAGACAAAAAUGCUGCGUCUUAACUCGAUAACUAAAGAGUUCACACUUCUAGAGAAAUCUUUUUAGGUUAGAUAUAUGUAUUAAUAAUUUUGCUACUGGGAUAUAUUUUACGACUAAAUACAUAUACGUUUUUAGGCGUUUUUUAUGAAGCUCAAAAGAGUUUAGUUUUGAUGUUAACAUUUUUACUUCGGUUAUAUAUCGUUCAAAUCUUUUUAAAAAUAUCUGAUAAAUGUUGAUAAUAGUCAGAUCUCUAGUCCCGAUAAUUAAUAAGUUGUAAUUAAGUAUUUGACUGACCAAAUUGGUCUUAACCAUGGCUCAAUAAUCUAAGGUCUGCUACAUCGAAAAUGUUACCAGUCAAAAAACCUUAAUUGUUACUCCCAGUAAAAAUCCAAAAAAUCAAAAAUUUAAUACUAAAAUAAUAUUUUAGUAUCUCUAACGAGCUCAUAUUAUUGUAGCGUGGUUUUAAAAGUACAGUACACAACGUUAUUAAUUGAUUAUGCACCAUUACUCCAUCCUAAUAGUGGCAAUAUUGGUGAC
This is a messenger RNA of Pieris rapae (cabbage white), 3855 nucleotides long. It is a transcript of the gene foxo, whose product is annotated as forkhead box protein O. Gene Ontology annotation, cellular component: nucleus. The transcript has 9 exons. Gene Ontology annotation, biological process: regulation of transcription by RNA polymerase II. Lineage: Eukaryota; Metazoa; Arthropoda; Insecta; Lepidoptera; Pieridae. Gene Ontology annotation, molecular function: RNA polymerase II cis-regulatory region sequence-specific DNA binding; DNA-binding transcription factor activity, RNA polymerase II-specific. The record is from RefSeq and is a predicted model, not a curated record. Bases 711 to 2252 code for a protein of 513 amino acids.